Diceros bicornis minor is the source of this 7392-nucleotide messenger RNA. RefSeq names its product NHS like 1 (gene NHSL1). Bases 831 to 5414 code for a protein of 1527 amino acids. Lineage: Eukaryota; Metazoa; Chordata; Mammalia; Perissodactyla; Rhinocerotidae. Gene Ontology annotation, biological process: cell differentiation. The record is from RefSeq and is a predicted model, not a curated record. The transcript has 8 exons.
UCCUCAGAGCGUGUGUUCUGCACAGACGUGCGUUUCGGUCGCUUUGCUGGAGUUCAGAAGUUUGAGCCUCCCCUGGAGUGCUGGCUGCGGGAGGCGGGGUUUCCUGUCUCCAAUGAGGAGCCUCCCGGGUCAGGAAAGCCUGUCGUCGUCCACAGAGGCUUCCUCUGUGAUCCGGGCGGUAGCCACGCAGCCUGUUUAUUGUUUGUGGAGCCCUGUGGUCCCGGGGUUCAGGGCCAGGGGGAGGGCGUGGGGUUCGUGACUGCGCUGUGCCGGACGAGCGAGCCGAACUCUGAUUUCCCCGUCACCUGUGGGUGAACUUGAGACUGGGCGCCUGGGCUGACGCUGAAUCUGCCUCUCCAGCCCGGGAGUUCCUUCCGCCUUACUCUUGCCCUCGUGGGGAGACGCCUGGGAGAGGCGGGGGACUCCCGGACGUGAUGCUGGGCGCACACCAAGGAGCCUUGCUUGUGUUCUUCGCCAAGUCCUGACAAGUGUGCCUGAAAUGGACACCCUGCUUCCUUUUUUACAAUUGUACUUUUCUUUGUUUUUAUUUUUAUUUUGGGGGGAGCUGUGGACAUCCCUGACCUAGAAACCAAGUACCACACUGUGGCUAGUGUAAAAAAAUAUAUAUUUUUUCUUAACCCCUCGUUUUCCUUUUCUUUGUAAUUGGGUGAUGUAGAAGCAGUCUUUCUGCGUGAAGCGUGCCUCUCUCUCAACACUGAGUAAAUGGGAAGGAGCAGGCUUGAUUAAAGGACCUGGAACAGUUUUAAACAUCAAGGCUUUUUGUUUGUUGGGCUGUCCUUUGUCUGUAGUCGAUUUUGAUGUGAAAGAAGAUGAAAAAGGACGGCUCAUCAGGUUCCCUCAGACUCAAGUCCAGCCCGGGUUCUCUCUCACGUGCUGUGAGUUGGUUGAAUUUCUCCUCCUUGUCCAGGCAGACAAAGAGGCUGUUUCGCAGUGAUGGAGAGCUCUCGGUUUGUGGGCAGCAGGUGGAAGUGGAUGAUGAAAACUGGACAUGCAGAAGCCAGCCGAGAAAAGCGGUUUCCAACCUAGAUGAGGAGAGCAGAUGGACGGUCCACUACACUGCCCCCUGGCACCAGCAGGAGAACGUGUUCCUUCCCACCACGAGGCCGCCCUGCGUGGAGGACCUGCACCGCCAAGCCAAGCUCAACCUCAAAUCAGUGCUGAGGGAGUGUGACCAGCUGCGGCAGGAUGGCUCCCGGAGUUCUCAGUACUACUCCCAGGGGCCCACCUUUGCAGCCAGCUCCAGCCCCCUGGCCCAUGACGAUCAGGACGAGGAUGAGGAAUCAGAUCAGAAGGGUUCCAUCUCUUCGUCGGAAGAGGAAAGACUUAUUUCCAUCAGGAGACCUAAGACGCCAACCUCAAGUGACUUCUCCGACCUUAAUACUCAAACCAACGGGGCCAAGUCACUUCCCUUGCCGACGCCGGAAGAAAAGACGCGGCAGCAGGCCCAGGCGGUCCAGGCGGACGUGGUUCCCAUCAACAUCACGGGGGAGAAUUUCGAUCGCCAGGCCAGCCUUCGGCGGUCUCUAAUUUACACAGACACUCUGGUAAGACGACCGAAGAAAGUCAAAAGGAGAAAGACUAUUGCAGGAGUCCCUGACAGCGUACAGAAGGAGCUAGCAUUAGGCACUGGCCAAGAUGAUGGUGGUGGUCCCUCAGUGUACACCUCGGACCACUACUCUUCACUGGGACGGCUUGGCAGCUAUGGGUCUGCUGGGCAGCGCUCAGAAACCAGGGACUCCAGCUGUCAGACCGAGGAGGUGCGAGUCGUCCCGCCGUCAAUGAGAAGAAUCCGGGCGCAGAAGGGGCAGGGCAUUGCUGCGCAGAUGGGUCACUUCUCCGGCUCCUCGGGGAACAUGUCUGUGCUGAGCGAUUCUGCGGGCAUAGUGUUCCCUUCUCGCCUCCACCACGAGGCAGGUUUCCGCAGCCUGCCACGCUGCGCAGCCAGGGCGAGCGCGCAGUCCCUGGAGCCGAGGCUGGGGGCCCUGGGCCCUGCAGACAGCCUGGAUGGCGCUUUCCCCUACGAGAGGGAUGACCCGCAGGUAGAGGGAAACUCAGGACAUUUAGGAGGCGCCUCAAGGACUGGGACACUUCUGAGGCCCAGAUCGCAGGAGCUGAGGCACUUCGAGGGAGAAAACCUAACCAGCCCGGCGUGCGUGGUGUCUCCCCACGCGGCCUACUCCACCAGCAUCAUCCCCAACGCCACGCUCUCCUGCUCCUCGGAGGUCAUCGUUAUUCACGCCGUGCCGUGCUCAGGGCCGCUGGACAGCAGAAGUACCAGCUCCUCCCACACGAAGAUAAAAUCCAGGGACCGCCUCCUCUCCAGGCGCGCUGGUCAAGAUGACCGUCGAUCUCCCAGUGGCAGCUGGAAUGAGGGUCACUCCUCUCUCUUACAGGCCUUAGGCCCCCAUUCCCCCAGUGCAGCCACACUGCUGUCCCUCUGUGACUCUGCGGUCUCUCUAAAGACCCCGGCACAUCUGGAGAACGGGUCCCCCGGCGCGGCCUUCAGCUGUAGAAACAAGCUGGGCUUCCCAGCGCUCCCUCAGGAUGCGGACGGCGGGAGCGAGCCCAGUUAUUCCGGAGGCCGGGGGCCCGGCGGCGCAGAGCCCUGGGAAUGCAGCGCCACCGGGAAGCCAGGGGCGGCCACUCCUGGUUACUCCAGUCCCGUCAGUAACCUGAGCAGCUGCAGUCUGGACCAAACGUCGAACAAAGAUGAUGCCGGGUCCCUGUAUUUGGGGGACCACGAUGGCUACUACGCAUCCGUAUACCCCGACUCUGGACGCGGACCUGUGGAUCUCUGCAGCAGCGGCGACAGCUUUGGGAACCCCAGGCACAGCGUGGUCAAUGUUUUCGAUGAGAGAGCUCAGAAGAGCCAAGGGAACCGGUCCCAUUACCACGACAAGUCCCUUUCGCGAAGCAUCUCUUUGAAGAAGGCGAAGAAGCCUCCCCUGCCGCCGUCGCGGACGGAUUCUCUGCGCAGGAUGCCCAGGAAGGGCGCCCCGGGACCCGGGCAGGCGCUGAACGGGGGCCCGAGGGCCUCGCCCCCGCACGCGCUGCGGCUGGACCUCGGGGGCGCGGGCGGCAGCUCGUCCUCCCAGAGCCCCUGCAGCGACGCAGACGAGCCGUGGCUGCCACGUUCCCGCAGCCAGAGCACGGUCAGCGCGGGCAGCAGCGGGGCCUCGGCCACCACGCCCACCGCCUCCUCCCUGUGCGGGGCCGUGCACAGCGACACGAGCAGCAGUAGGUCCGAGGGCGCAGAGCCCUGGCCUCAGUGUGCGGACGGCCCCGGCUCGCACGGGGACGCGGGGGCCGGGGGCGCGCCGGCGGGGGGCGCGCGGGGAUGGCCUGUGCACGGGGGUUGCGGGGCCGCCGGGGCUGGGUGCUCGGUCACGGCGGGGAGCCCGGCACGCAGGGUAACCUCACCGUCCAGCGGGUACUCCAGCCAGUCCAACACGCCCCCCGCACUCACCCCAGUGCCCGCGCUCCUCAAGGCCAAGGCCAAGCCCAGGGUCCCCGAGAGGAAGUCCUCCCUGGUUUCCUCGGGGUCCUUGUCCGCGUCCUCCACAUCCCUCUCCUCCAGCACCUCGGCGGACGGGGGUGGGAGCGCAAGGACGCCGGCCUCCGCACCUCCUUUUCCCCCUCCGCCCUUCCCCCCUCCGCCUCCCUUGGCGGAGACCCCCGAGGGCGCUCUUCUGCCUCAGUCCCCCUUGUUCCCCCCUCCGCCACCACACCUGCUCCCCCCUUGUCCCCCCACGGUCCCCGGCCCCCUGCUUCUGGAAUCUUCUGCCCCUGCAGUGCCCCCGCCUGCCCCACCCCUGGACCCUAAGCUGCUGGAGGAUGCCCGGCCUCCUUUCAGAGACUCUGGCCGGGCAGAGCCCCCGCGGGAGGCCCGCCGUCGGCCCCCGGACCCGGAGGAGGGCAGGCCGCCCCCGCUGAUAACCCGGGAGGCGCUGCGCACCGUGCAGCUGCGGCCGGUGAGGACGAUCCUGGGGCCCGAGGCAGCCCCGUCCUGCGGGCAGGGGCCCCGGGGAGAACUCACGCCGGCCACUCCCCAGGACCGCGGGAAGGCGCCUGCUUCCCCGAAAUCCCGAAAUAGCGCAAACGGGAUGCAGAGCGAGAGCACACGCGCCUGCGCCCCCGGCUCGCGUUCCACUCCCGCUGGGAGCCCGGGCGGGGGCCGCGGGGACACUGGGGACCCGGGGGACCCAGGGGCUGGGCCUGGCCCCUCGCCCAGCAGGAAGCCACCCCCCAUCGCCAAGAAGCCCAGGCUGGUGCUCGUGGUGCCGCCUCCGCAGAGACAGCUCCCUGCGCCCGGCUCCCCCGGGGGAGAGGCGGGGCGCUACGCGGCCGGGGCCGGGCCAGAGGAGACUGCCGCGGCGUCCGCGUCCCCGCACGCUGUGGACGCCGAUGUCCCCGCGGUGCAGCCCGACGCCCGGCGGGCCCCCGAGCCGGAGGAGCCGGAGGAGCGGCGCGCAGAGGACGGAGCGGACCGCACGGGGAGCUGCUCGGCUCUGCAGGACUCGCGGCCUGGGGUGCCAGAGCCCGAGGCAGCCGGCCCUUCCUCGGAGGCUUGGGACCUCCCCAAGGAAGAGGGGAGCGAUGAGGCCAUGACCCCCAGCAGGCCCCGGACCACGGAGGACCUCUUCGCAGCUAUUCACAGAUCCAAGAGGAAAGUCCUUGGCCGUAAAGAUUCGGAUGAUGACCACUCUCGAAACCACUCCCCCUCCCCCCCAGUGACCCCCACCGGAGCUGCCCCCAGCCUGGCCUCCCCGAAGCAGGUGGGGUCAAUUCAGAGGAGCAUCCGCAAGAGUAGCACCAGCAGUGACAACUUCAAGGCCCUGCUGCUGAAGAAGGGCAGCCGGUCAGACGCCGGCGCCCGCAUGUCCGCCGCCGAGAUGCUCAAGAACACUGACCCCAGGUUCCAGCGGUCAAAGUCGGAGCCUUCGCCAGACGCGCCUGAGAGCCCAUCGAGCUGCUCCCCGAGCAGGAGCAGGAGGGCCCAGGAGGAGUGGGCCAGGGGCGAAGGCCUGAUGCCACGGAGCCUGUCCUUUUCGGGCCCCAGGUAUGGCCGCAGCCGGACGCCGCCGUCUGCAGCCAGCAGCAGGUACAGCGUGCGGAACCGGAUCCAGAGCAGCCCCAUGACCGUCAUCUCGGAGGGAGAAGGGGAGACCAUGGAGCCUGCUGACGACAGGGCUCACUGGACCCUGGGCGCUACCAGGAGCUGUCCACUGGAUGGACUGGCAGGGGACGAAGUAUUUGAGGGCAGUCUGCUCCAUGGCGGGGAGCCAGCCGCCUCCCUGCGGGCACAGUCUCCUGGCCCUGCGGACGAGACGGCCGGUGCAGAGGGCAGGAGUCCCUCAGAACAGUGCGCAGGUCCUCUGGGGGAAGAGAGUUAGGGGCGCGGAUGUGGGUCUCCCCGGUGAUGUGGGGGAUGCACAGCAGGUCGCUCCACGGGGCCUGGCAGGUCCCCCCACCUGGCCCGUGGCCCCACUCAGGGUUAUGUCUGGGCCCUGCAGUGAAACAAGAGGGCUCUUGAGGACUCUUGGGACUUGCCAUGUGGCUUAAAAGCAGGUAGAAGCUUAACUUCUGGAAGUGCUUCCUGGGGAAGAUUUUGUUUUUUGCUAAAUGCUGGGUGUGUGUGUAGGGGGCUGUGUGUGUGUGCAUUUUGAAUGCUUUUUAUGUUAAAAAAAAUACACAAACAGCACGUACAGAAAUAGGAGAAAGAAAGAAAGCAUUAAGCUGGGUCUAGUAACGAGUCCUCUGGACUGGGUGGUGAUUGCUUUACAAGUGUCACAUCUGUGGCGUCGGUGAGUUCCAGAGGGGAGAGACCGUUACUUCUGAGCAGGGGUGGUGGGUGUGCUGGUCUGAGCGCACGGACACAUGGGCACACACACAGGCAUGCUCUGUGGCUCGGGGGGGCCGUGUCCUGGUUCACCCAGAAAGCUGGAAAACGGCUAAGUGACCCAUUGGUUCAGGUACUUUUUUCUGGGGAAAAAAGGCUUUGUUUCUUUUUUGUAAAAAUGAAACACAGUGGAAGUGUCCAUGCUGUAACAUGGAGCCUGCUGCAGUGCAGCCACAGACACACAUCUUUCAGCCUGAUUUUUAGAAAUGUGGGUGAUUUUUUAAUGACUUCCUCCUUGAGCAGCAGCUGAGACCUUUGAGAGCUGGAGUGACGGGGCGCACAUGGAGAGAGGAGGGGGCAGCGGGGUGAGGGACAUGCUGCUGGAAUGUGUUUCCUGCUUAUUAAAUAAAGUUAUUUUUCAGGAUUAAAUUUAAAAACUUGCACUACAGAACUGUGGGUGGGGCUUUUCCUUUUACAACUGUUUUUUACCAGAGUUUAAACUUCCAUUUGGCAAUUUCUUAUCACUUGAAGUGUCAGCAUUUGUUAACUUUUGGAUAUCCUUCUGGUCACACCAAAGAAAAACGGCUGUUUUUUCUAGAAUUCCCUACGGUUUCAUGUCCUCAUUUAGAAAGGUUUAUCAAGAUCUAUUAUAUGUUAUCUUACUUUGAAGAAAAUGCUGAAUAGCUCUUGUUAGUCAAAUAAACUGAUGAAAAUUGUCAGGGCCUGGCUAUUAAUUAGCCCUGGGAAAUGGGUUUUUAGAUUAAAAAGAUUUUUUGCCUCAUUUGGUUUGUGCAUUUUUAUAUUUUUUAUAAAUAAUUGAGCUGGCUACUUACCUUCUAAUCUUCUCCAGUUAGAAUUUUAACACUUGUAGACAGGGGAGAAGAGUGUGUCGAGUAUUUAUUUUUAUGUCGUAUUCUUUUGGCCCCUUCCCCCAUCCCUCCCUCCCGGAUGCCAUGUACAUAGGCCCCUUGAUUUCUUUAAAUAAAACAGAGUCUUGUCUCCUUCAUUAGAAGGACCUAAGAUGACAACACUGAGAUUCUUGGCCUAAAUACCAUGCAGCUGCCAAUUGUCAUCUUUUUUGGUAUGAAAAUAUCAUUUUAUUAUUUAUCUAAUAAAACUAUAGAUACCCAUUUUGUUCCUGUCUUUGAGACAAAAACAAACCUGAGGAAUUUAGGCUCCUUCCCUUCUCUGAAGAAAACAGAUCACUUCUUUUCAUACAAGCAGAUCAAGACCUGACAUCUGGCCAAGGGCAAAAGGCCUUUUUAGCAACAUGGUGCACAAGGGUCUUUUCUUCUAAACUUGAGAAAAGUGGUGUUGGCGUUUGAAUUCGCAGUCUUCUCAUAACUACCUAAGAAAGAUUAGAAUGUACGUGGAUAUCAGAAAACUUUAAUAUAUAAAUCAUUUAUGUUGAAGGUAAGAUAAGCAACAUCAAAACUAAUUAUAAAACUAUAAAAAUCCCCGUUUUUAAAGGAAAAAAUAUAUUAGGUUUUUAAAUUUGCUUUGAAUAAAACAACUGUAAAGUAAAUAUUUGA